This is a messenger RNA of Verruconis gallopava, 381 nucleotides long. RefSeq lists its product as uncharacterized. The transcript is spliced from 2 exons. The record is from RefSeq and is a predicted model, not a curated record. Bases 1 to 381 code for a protein of 126 amino acids. NCBI's taxonomy places the organism in Eukaryota, Fungi, Ascomycota, Dothideomycetes, Venturiales, Sympoventuriaceae.
AUGCGUGAGGCCCGGGAUGAUGGUUCAAUGAUGAAUAUCAUCUUCGAUCUUUCAAUACAAACGUUGUUUGCAGGAGCUGUCUUCCAAGCGGAUGAGAUAUGGCAGUACGCACAAAUCCCGGCGCUAUGGACAUACGUCGCUCAAAAUGGUGACGCAUCUCAAACCGGGUCCAAGCGUACCGGCGGUGAAGAAGAGUUGCGAGCCACCAGGGAUGUUCUGGCGACAGUCGAAGCCAGCAUCGACUGCUACAAUCCAUUGAUCGAGUCCCUGUAUCUGCUCCACUGGGGUGGCUAUUUUUGGGGGGAUGCGAGGAAUUGGAUAGUAUCGUGGAACGGUCGCACAAGACAAUUCCUCGUGUCCAUCAUCAUCGAGUUGUCCUAA